AUGCAGGAGGUCAUUGCAGGGCUGGAGCAGAUCACCUUCACCUUCGAGAAGGAUGUAGAGAUGCAGAAGGGCACUGGACUCCUGCCUUUCCAGGGCAUGGACAAGUCGGGCUCAGCUGUGUGCAGCUUCUUCGCUAAAGGGCUCUGCGAGAAAGGGAAGCUGUGCCCCUUCCGGCACGACCGAGGGGAGAAGAUGGUGGUGUGUAAGCACUGGCUCCGGGGGCUGUGCAAGAAGGGCGACCAGUGCAAGUUCCUGCACCAGUACGACGUCACCAGGAUGCCAGUGUGCUACUUCUACUCAAAGUUUGGUGGCUGCAACAACAAGGAAUGUCCCUUUCUCCAUGUGAAGCCGGCCUUCAAGACCCGGGACUGUCCGUGGUAUGACCAAGGUUUCUGCAAGGACGGUCCCCUGUGUAAAUAUCGCCACGUCCGCAGGAUAAUGUGUAUUAACUACUUAGCUGGCUUCUGCCCUGAGGGACCCAAAUGCCAAUUUGCACAAAAGGUACAAUCUCCCAAGACUGUACCAGGAAGAAACAAAAUAUGA
This is a messenger RNA of Balaenoptera acutorostrata (minke whale), 543 nucleotides long. RefSeq names its product cleavage and polyadenylation specific factor 4 like (gene CPSF4L). NCBI's taxonomy places the organism in Eukaryota, Metazoa, Chordata, Mammalia, Artiodactyla, Balaenopteridae. The record is from RefSeq and is a predicted model, not a curated record. The transcript is spliced from 6 exons. Gene Ontology annotation, cellular component: mRNA cleavage and polyadenylation specificity factor complex. Gene Ontology annotation, molecular function: RNA binding; metal ion binding. The coding region runs from base 1 to 543 and encodes 180 amino acids.